Molecule: messenger RNA, 429 nt
Organism: Cyclocybe aegerita
Lineage: Eukaryota; Fungi; Basidiomycota; Agaricomycetes; Agaricales; Hemipholiotaceae
Source: the annotation of a GenBank genome assembly
AUGAAGCUCUCUACGCUCCUCGCACCCCUCGCUCUCAUCCCCUCUAUCUACGCAGUCAAAACGACCUACGACACUGUGUAUGAAAACCCGAAGGGAUCUCUCGCCACUGUCGCAUGCUCCAACGGUGAUAACGGCCUCCUCACGAGAGGCUUUACGACCUUCGGGUCCCUUCCCAGCUUCCCCCGUAUUGGCGGUGCCCCAGCCGUCACUGGCUGGAACUCGCCAGGAUGCGGCACCUGCUGGAACUUGACCUACACCAACCCGCAAGGAGUCUCGAAGAGCGUUGUCAUAACCGCCAUUGACGUCGCUAUUCCCAACUACAACAUCGCCCUCUCUGCGAUGAACGAGUUGACCAAUAACCAGGCAGUUCAGUUCGGAAUCGUCCCUGUUACUGCUGCCCAAGUCCCUGCCUCGGCUUGCGGAUUAUAA